CCGCUUGUGCGAGGCCACCGGUGAGGGGAUUAUACCAGCCAGCCACCUGAGCGAGUCGCGCACAGCGUGGCGACAGCGCAAUGCGUUCUCGCGCGCUGCUCGUCGCCGGUUCCAAACGGAUGAGGAUGUGCAGUGCUUAAAACCGCGUGGGACGCAGAUACCGCUUCCCGUUCUGCGACAGGUGUGCUGUUUGUGCUGAUCGUGCAUCGUGUGCCGCUCGGAAGUGCUCGUGCGAUGGAGCUUCGCCGCUACAUUCUUUUCCUUCCUUUUAAAACCCUGAGUGCGCAAGAAGUGGACGCGUCGUCCUGGUGAGUUUGGCGGGACAACCUCCUUGAGCUGAUUCGUGGCCCCGUUUUACGUGCGCAAGCGCCAUAUAGCUCAAUUUUCGGUGCUGCUGCUAAGCUCAUUCUCACAAUAAAAGAGGGCCUCAUCGGAUACAAGAACCGAUGUUAUCGGUUUCUUGCGAGGAGUGCUCCGACGGAUAUGUGAAGACAACACCCCUCGCGGACGCGUUUCGUUUGCUUGUGACUCGGUUCACAAAACUGUCGCGAUAACCGCAGAGAGGUCGCUUGUUUCUUGUUCUCGCAUCUCGAGUUCUCGCAUCUCGAGUGUACCCAGUGCGUUCGAAAAGCACCCGUUGUCCCGUAAAAGGGAAACCGGAAGUAACGCUCUGUUACCGGCCCUGCGCAGCGGCUACAGUAUCGUCGCCUCCGCCCACGAAGUAAGGAAAAAAAAAGAAAAAAAAAGAAAAGGGAGAGCGCCAGGAAGACGACUAUACUGCCCACGUCUCGGUGACUCAGCGAGUGCUGCAGUGUGGCGUCGUCGUAGCACUGCGAUGAGACGCGGGCAUUCGGGCCUUCAUCGGGCGGUGAAGUGACAUGCCUGUCUCGAGUGUCGAUGGACGGCUGUAGGUUCAGGCUGUUCGAGCCUGGGCCAUGCCGCCGCCAUCAACGUAGGUCAGGGACAUGGUCCGAGGAAUCGCUGGAGCCCACGGCCCGCAGUGGACUCGUCACGCCAAGAUCACCUUCAUCCUCUUGGCUCUUCUCGAUAACGCACGGCUUAGCGCGGCGUUGGCCCCGGCGCUCAUCUGCCAGCGGAUCCGCGGACUAACCGCGGCGCAACGCCGCUUCUGUGCCACGCGCCCCGACGUCAUGGUGGCCGUCGGAGAGGGCGCCCUGCUCGGACUGGCCGAAUGCCGCCGCCAGUUCCGUCACCGACGCUGGAACUGCUCGGACACGGGCGCCUACGAGUCCGGCUUCGGACAGCUCUUCACUGUCGGAAGCAGAGAAGCGGCUUUCGUGUACGCCGUAAGCUCGGCCGCAGUCACGUACGCGGUGACCAGGGCGUGCACCCGGGGCCAGCUGUCACGCUGCGGCUGCGACCGCACGCCACACCAAGAGCCCCAGCUACGCACUCACUACGCGCACCGGCUCAUCAGCCCCGUCGUAGAGGCACCGCCUGCAGAGCCGGUCACCUUUGCCCGCGGAGCCCAGUUCGUGCGGGACUCGUGGUCGACGCCUCAGCCCGGGGGAGCCGACGGCACCGGGCGCGCCGGCCUGACCGCCGACGAGCUGCUGUCGAUGUCCACGCUGUCGGCCGGAGACCCGAGCUGGAAGUGGGGCGGGUGCAGCGCACACGUCAAGCGCGGCAUGCGCCUGGCGCGCAGGUUCCUCGACUCGCGAGAGGUGGAGACCGACGAGCGGGCCCUCAUGAACCUGCACAACAACCGGGCCGGAAGGAAGGCCGUCAAGUUCACCCUGCUGACGGAGUGCAAGUGUCACGGCGUCUCCGGCUCCUGCUCGCUGAAGACCUGCUGGAAGCGGCUACCCCCGUUCAGCCACGUCGGCGACUACCUGGUCGAGCGGUACCGGCGCGCCAAGCGGACGCUGCCUUACUACGGUCGCUCCCGAGCGGCGCUGGACCCGAACCGGCGCAGACCGGUGCACCUGAAGCUGCACGAGAAGCACUUGCGACCGCCAGUGGCGACGGCGACUCCGCCGGGCAGCAAGAAGAAGAAGAAGAAAAAGAAGGCGUCCUCUUCGAAUAGACGGGCCUCGUCGUCGUCGGCGAGCGUCUUCUUCGCGGACGAGCCGCCGGACUCGUACGAGCUGCCCUGGGCCGACGUCGUGGUCCGGCCCAAGCCGCGCGACCUGGUGUUCCUGGAGGACUCGCCCAACUACUGCGUGCGCGACCCGGAGCGGGGCUCGGCCGGCACCGCGGGCCGCUUCUGCAACCGAACCUCGACGGGCCCCGACAGCUGCCGCUUCCUGUGCUGCGGUCGCGGCUUCGAGACGCACUACCGAACCAGGACUCAGCAGUGCCACUGCAAGUUCCACUGGUGCUGCUUCGUGCGGUGUCAGACGUGCGCGGAGAAAGUGCGCGAGAACGUCUGCAAGUGACGCAGUCAGCGCCGUUGUUUCGUGAACGAUAGAAACUACAAGCUUGUGGCCGGUGCCGGCUGUAUACAUCGAGCUGAUAGACGAGGAGCUUCUUUUACCUGCACUGUCUGAUGCAAGCAAGUAGCAAAACAUGCAGGCCAGUCCGCAUAUCGUGCAGUCAGCGCAGUAUACGACUCUGCUAACUUGUAGGCAGGAUACGGCACUACAGCGAGAAAUGCGACAUGUCAUCGUCUGAAACUUCAGGGUUGUGCACAGUGAAGGCCUGCUUUCGGUGACGUGUACUCUUGUUUGUUCUGGGUCCAGUUUUUAUCUGUGCUUUCGAAGACUUGUGAACGCUGAGCUUUAUGUACGCGUCAUUUGUAUGUUCAGGAUCGUUUUUGCCUGAGGCAUCACUCGCUUAACUCGGCUGUAGCUGCGUUCAGACCUAGGAUCUCUACUUCUCAACAUUCCCAUGUCAGCCGUCCCGGUGUUUUGGUACACAACUCUCGAUCUACGUGAGUGUAGGUAACGCGGCCGUUGGUUUUCGAGUUACGCCCAGGGACAGUGAUAAUCCAUCUGUGGGCGAGAUUAUCGUAGACAUUUAAGAACUUAGCAGUCUACAUUUGUCACUGUAGAGCCGCUCGGAGUGACGACUCUGAACGGUGUCACGUAGAGAGGUAACAACACCUAUGGGUAGUCGUCGCACUCAUAAGUGAGAGCUCCAAUAUUUUAGGCAUUUCGUUUAAUUGUUUUCUUGCUACGCAUUGCAGAAAAGACGCAUCGCCUGCGAGCCUUUUCUGCCCCUGCUGCCAUUUUCACUACUUGAAUGACGCUGAAAACUCACUCCCUGCAGCUCUGCACGAGUAUGAUUGCUCCUGCGGUAUAAUAGACCAUUCCAGUCUGGUUACACGUUCUGUGCAGGCAGCGACGUAGUGUACUUACUGGGACGUCGCCGAUGUGCGUAGCCGUCAUUCUAUUACAGAAGAGCCAUUUUAGAUGUGAUAUUUGUUGUGUUUACUUUGUCUGCCGCAAGUGGCAAUGGCUGAGAGACGAGGCGGCAAUUCCGAAGCGCUUUUGCACCACUCAACGACGGUCUCCCCAAUUGAACUAAGGGGUUAAGUAAACGUUCCUUAAUUGACUCCUCAUUGCGCUGUUUACAUUUUCAGUCGCGCGUGACUGCCGCGGUGUCAGAGGCGGGCGCAGCGUCGUGUUCUGCAAGGACAUUUUGGCAUUUUGAGCUGGAAAUUAGGGUCACAAGAUAAGCUGUGGACAUGUGACGACCACGAUCACCUGGAGCGCCGUUCUUAUGCUUCGAAAGUCGAGGCGAAGGCCACGUAUAGCUAGGAAAAUGCAGCUCUUAACAGCACAACUUAGACGUUAUAUUUUCACGCGUACGUGCGCGAUAACAAAAAUAAGCGCUACGGCUUUACGGUUCCUUCUAAAAAUCUUUAUUUUAUCCAUGAAACGAAAAUGCUUAGAACUCUGCAGAGUACAAUAGCUAUUAUACAGUUAAUAUAUUCAAGAUAGUUAUUCUCAUUGUUCAUUAGAAUAUAACUUACCCCAUUGUACAAAGAUACUGUUGUUUGAAGCUCUGUAUACGGUCAUCAUGUGACCACCACGGUUAAAUAAACAUGCUUUCUGGCCUCU
This is a messenger RNA of Dermacentor andersoni, 4025 nucleotides long. The record is from RefSeq and is a predicted model, not a curated record. Lineage: Eukaryota; Metazoa; Arthropoda; Arachnida; Ixodida; Ixodidae.